UCCAACAAGGCCACACCUCCUAAUAUUGCCACUCCCUAGGAGCACGUGGGGGCCAUUUUUAUUCAAACUACCGUGGUAAGCCUUUGCAGAGACCUUGAAAGAAGGAAAACACAGCUGCUAUGCAUCCUAGUCUCUGCCAAAAUGCUUAUGUGAGACCUUGCUACAUUGCCCAAGAAGCCCCCUCUUCCUCCACAUCCAGGUCACCUAUAGAAUCGCACCUUGAAGUUUUAAGAUAACCGAUAGAAUGAUAAGUUAUCAGGUAUGGGGGAUGAAAUAGCAGAAAUCACAUUUAGAAAGCCCUAUUAUGCCGCUCUCGUCAUUUGGUUCCUUUAAGCAGGGCCUCUGCCCAGUGUGUUAGCAUAAAAAAAACAUGGGAAUAAAUAAAUAAUAUAAAUAAAAAAUAGGGAAGCCUUAGAGUCCCAUCCCUCUGUCAGGAUCCCACAGCACUAUAGUCUUGAUCUGUGAUGUAAAUUUCAUCCAAAUCAUAAGCCCCAAAGAAAUACAGGGCUUUGGAAACUUUGAAAUAAAUAAAGAAUUAACCUGAUUUUCAAGGGAUAACUUUUUCACCAUAGAGAAUACUAUGUGCUUUAAAAGAAACCUUUUCUCAGCCCUUCCUCUGUUCUGCUCUGUCACCUUUUUGCACCUUCCCUCUUUGGCUCUCUUCCUCUCUCCCUAGUCUGCAGCUGAACCUGUCCAGUCAUGAAUGUGCUGGCUUUUCCAUCAACGAACACUCUGCUCAUCACUCCCAGUUUGUACCCCAUUUCUCACUUUUAUCACUUACUCUUACACACUACCAAGUAUAUUGACUGCUGAAGGGGCCAAGGUCCCAAAACCUGGACACAUGGGAAAAGUUUAAGGUCCAUGUGUCCAAGAUCAUCUCUGAUAUUUUGCUCCAUUUGCCUGAGGAUUGAUCAUUAAUCCCAUGCCUACAUAAAGAUAGAAGUCAUCUGUAGGAAGGAAACAGAACUGCCCGAAGCCAUGGCUAGCACAUUAAGUCCUGGUACUACAGCACAGACUGAAGAGCCUCCUGCAAUGUCAGAGCGCAUCCAAAAUGCUGCUGACAUCUCUGUUAUUGUCAUCUACUUCAUAGUUGUGCUAGCUGUGGGACUGUGGGCAAUGGUGAGAAGCAACAGAGGCACUGUUGGAGGCUUCUUCCUGGCUGGUCGAGAUGUGUCUUGGUGGCCGAUGGGUGCCUCUCUCUUUGCCAGUAACAUUGGCAGUAACCAUUUUGUGGGCCUGGCUGGAACGGGAGCAGCUUCAGGGAUUGCCAUUGCAGCGGUGGAAUGGAAUGCCCUCCUUAUGGUGCUGGUUCUCGGGUGGGUGUUUGUUCCCAUCUACAUCAAGGCAGGGGUGAUGACCAUGCCAGAAUACCUCAGGAAGCGGUUUGGUGGGAAACGGCUCCAGAUCUACCUCUCAGUCCUCUCCCUCUUCAUGAUGGUGGCCAUCCAAAUCUCUUCGAGCAUAUUUUCCGGAGCCAUAUUCAUUCAACUAGCUUUGGGAUUGAAUCUUUACCUGGCAAUCUUCAUCCUCUUGGCUAUCACUGCUGUUUACACAGUUGCUGGGGGCUUGGCCUCAGUGAUCUACACAGAUACUAUCCAGGCUUUUAUCAUGCUGGUUGGCUCUUUAAUUCUCAUGGGGUUUGCAUUUGCUGAAGUCGGAGGCUAUGAGAGCUUUACAGAGAAAUACAUGAAUGCCAUCCCCUCUGUAGUUGAGGGGGACAACCUGACAAUCAGCCCCGAGUGCUACACUCCUCAGCCGGACUCCUUCCACAUCUUCCGAGAUCCCAUCACUGGAGACAUUCCAUGGCCAGGACUGAUAUUUGGAAUGACCAUUUUAGCUAUCUGGUACUGGUGUGCAGACCAGGUCAUUGUACAGCGCUGCUUGUGUGGCAAGAACAUGUCUCAUGUGAAGGCUGCCUGCAUCCUCUGUGGCUACCUGAAGCUGCUGCCCAUGUUCCUCAUGGUGAUGCCAGGGAUGAUCAGCCGGAUUCUGUACACAGAUAAGGUGGCCUGCGUUGUGCCUUCUGAGUGUGUGAAACAGUGUGGCACCGAAGUUGGCUGCACCAACUACGCCUACCCUACAUUGGUCCUGGAAUUGAUGCCUAAUGGACUUCGAGGCCUGAUGCUGUCAGUCAUGUUGGCCUCUCUCAUGAGUAGCCUGACCUCCAUCUUCAACAGCGCCAGCACCCUCUUCACCAUGGACCUCUACACCAAGAUCCGGAAGAAGGCAUCAGAGAGAGAGCUCUUGAUAGCUGGACGGCUCUUCUCCAUCGUUCUGAUCGUCAUCAGCAUCCUGUGGGUCCCACUGGUACAGUCAUCACAGAAUGGACAGCUGUUCCACUACAUAGCAUCAUUUUCUAGCUACAUCGGGCCUCCCAUUGGUGCUGUCUUCAUGCUUGCCAUCUUCUUUAAAAGAGUCAAUGAGCAGGGAGCAUUCUGGGGGCUAAUGGCUGGACUUGUGAUGGGCCUUACUCGUAUGAUCACAGAGUUUGCAUAUGGAACAGGGAGUUGCUUAGCUCCCAGUAACUGUCCAACGAUUAUCUGUGGCGUGCACUAUAUGUACUUUGCCAUCAUCGUGUUUUUCGUGACCGUAUUAAUAGUCCUGGGAAUCUCCUUCCUAACAAAACCAAUUCCUGAUGUUCAUCUAUACCGCCUGUGCUGGAGUCUUUGGAACAACACAGAAAAGCGGAUUGACUUAGAUGCAGAAGAGGAAAGUCAUGAAGAAGUUGGUAGUGCUCUUGAAGAAGAUGAUUCUGAGCAAUCCCGUGGAUGUCUCAAGAGGGUAUGCAGCUUAUUCUGUGGUUUGCAGAAUACAGGGCCUAAGCUAACCAAAGAGGAGGAAGAAGCCCUAAGGAAAAAAUUUACUGACACUUCUGAAAAGCCCUUUUGGAGAAAUGUGGUGAAUAUCAAUGCCAUCCUCCUCCUGGCUGUGACUGUCUUUGUCCAUGCCUAUUUUGCCUGAACUCUGAACGAAGCAAAGAGUAACUGUUGAACUUCCUUUUAUAAAUGUUUGCUCUGUGACAAACUUAGAUGACCAAUUGGAAAUGUUAAAUAGUAGAUUGCUAUGAAAAUUUCUUGUUUUUAGCAUUUAGCCUUUGUGUCUAUGAGGUAAAAAUUAUUUUCCCCUCUCUAUUUAGAUAUAACUUGAAAUGAAAAUUGUAUAUAUUUAAGGUAUACAUGGUGAUUUGAAAUGUACACACACUUUGAAAUAAUUACCAUGAUCAGACUAAUACAUCUAUCAUUCCAUUUGGUCAUUUGUAUGUUUGUGGUGAUAAUGCUUAAGAGCUGUUCAUUUAGUAAGUUUCAGCUACAUAGACUAUUUUUAUGUAUGGUCACAAUUCCAAGAAUUUUUUUUUAUAUUAAAGUUUAUUUCCUUUGAUCAUAUCUCCUUAUUUCAAAAGUUUACAACUUAUAAAAACUUGGACCAUCAAUAUUUGUGGUGGUUUGAAUGAGACUAGCCCUUACAGGCUCAUAUAUUUAGGUGCAUAGU
Molecule: messenger RNA, 3489 nt
Organism: Peromyscus leucopus (white-footed mouse)
Lineage: Eukaryota; Metazoa; Chordata; Mammalia; Rodentia; Cricetidae
Product: solute carrier family 5 member 4-like
Exons: 15
Coding region: 979-2961 (660 amino acids)
Biological process (GO): transmembrane transport; sodium ion transport
Cellular component (GO): plasma membrane
Molecular function (GO): D-glucose:sodium symporter activity
Source: RefSeq, a predicted model, not a curated record